Macrobrachium nipponense is the source of this 396-nucleotide messenger RNA. RefSeq lists its product as uncharacterized. Lineage: Eukaryota; Metazoa; Arthropoda; Malacostraca; Decapoda; Palaemonidae. Bases 1 to 396 code for a protein of 131 amino acids. The transcript has 2 exons. The record is from RefSeq and is a predicted model, not a curated record.
AUGUCGGAUUGUUGUGGGCACGUGUUGACACUCAUUGUGCCCCUAAGGGAACCAAGCAGAGUUAUGUAUCUGGUGAAGAAGAAGAAGGAAAAUAAAAAGGAGGAGAAGGAGAAGAAGAAGAAGGAGGAGGAGGAGAAGAAGAAGGAGGAGGAGGAGAAGAAGAAGAAGCAAAACCGUUCCGAUGAGAAGAAGAAGAAGGAGAAGCAACACCGUUCCGAUGAGAAGAAGAAGAAGGGGAAGGAAAAGAAGAAGAAGAAGAAGAAGAAGAUGAUGAAAAAGAAGAAGAAACAGCGUUCCGAUGAGAAGAAGGAGAAGAAGAAGAAAGAGAAGAAGAAGAAACAGCGUUCCGAUGAGAAGAAGAAUAAGGGGAAGGAAAAGAAGAAGGAGAAGAAGUAG